UGGCUGUCGGCCAAUCAACGAGCAGUUCACUGUCAGGUCCCUCAGUUCGGUUACAUCGGGACAGCAGUGUGGCAAGGAAAGCUCGGGGGGCAGCAUGGGCGUCCUAUCCACGCUGCUGAGAGGGCUGGUCCGAGGGGCCGACAGGAUGUCCGAGUUCACCAGCAAGCGCGGCUCCAGGACCCACAACAAGGGCCGGGGGGCCCGGCCCGCGGGGCUCCGGCUGGCCAGCGGGAAGUUCCUCUCCAUCCCAGCCAUGAUCCCCGAGUUCGUGGUGCCCAGCUUGGAAGGAUUCAAGCUCAGGCCGUACGUGUCGUACCGCUCGCCCAAGGGCUCGGAGCCUCCGGUCACGGCACAGAGUUUAUUUGACGACAUUGUUGCCCCUCAGAUCCAGAAGGACUUUGAAGAAGGAACUUUCAACAAAGACCAACUGGAGAAGUACGGCUUUGAGCCCACACAGGAAGGGAAGCUGUUCAAGCUGUACCCUAAGAACUAUGUGCGUUAAUGGUGGAUGGUUGCAGACGUACCGGGACCGAGCCCAGCUGAGGAGACGCCUCACGGAGAAUCACAGCUCACACCAAACUAUUGAUUUAUUGCAGGUGGCUGUUUUUAAAUAUCCAGCUAAUCACAUUUCAAGGGCAUGGCUAAAUUUAAAAUAAAGUGUACAAUAUCAUACAGUUUAGGCAAUCAUUGUAUGUAACAAAGCAUUUAAUAAAAAAAAAAAAACUUUAA
Messenger RNA from Cololabis saira (Pacific saury), 729 nucleotides. It is a transcript of the gene mrpl41, whose product is annotated as mitochondrial ribosomal protein L41. Lineage: Eukaryota; Metazoa; Chordata; Actinopteri; Beloniformes; Belonidae. The record is from RefSeq and is a predicted model, not a curated record. The coding region runs from base 95 to 502 and encodes 135 amino acids. Gene Ontology annotation, biological process: translation. The transcript has 2 exons. Gene Ontology annotation, molecular function: structural constituent of ribosome. Gene Ontology annotation, cellular component: mitochondrial large ribosomal subunit.